AUGGCAAGUACAAAAAGCCUUAUCACUUUUCAGUCAAAGCCUGCCGGUCAACCAUCACCCACAGGCACUCUCAAUACUGUUCUGCUAUCGUCCUCCAGUAUGAAUCGUAAGGCAUGGCGAAAAGCUCGCAAGUCCGCUAGGAAGACAAUAGGAGACGUCGUAGUUUCUGAUGCCGAAGAUCAGAAAAAAGCUCACAACGAAGGACUAUCCACCGAGCCACGAUUAGCCGAAGACACGAUCGAAUACGAGUGCUGCAUCUGCGGAGACGACUUCCCAUUCUCAGCUGGUGUUGCUCAUUGCGAAGAGCACUUCACAUGCAACAGCUGCGUUGUCGAUGCGUACAACGCUGCAAUCGCCGACAUCGAGGCUUUUCCAGCUCAGUGCUGCAGUCCCUUUCCUCGCCCCUUCGUCGAGCAUCUUUUGAGUCCCAAGGUACGCGUGGCAUAUUCACUUAAAGCAGAAGAAUACUACACGUCGCGUGCUAUUCGCGUCUACUGUGUUAAUGAGCAGUGUCGCUUAUAUAUUCCGAAAAGCUGCGUGGAAGAUGAUCAUCCUCUGUUUACGGUGGCACGCUGCAGCUGUGGAACCAACACCUGUGUCGGUUGUAAAAAUGAGUGGGAAGAUGAGGAGCACCGGUGUACCGAUUCCGUGGACGAUACGGCGAGACCAGAAUGGCUACCGGAGUACUCAGCUAGCUGCCGCGCAAAGUCGUGUCCGAAUUGCCGUAUGUGGAUGGAGCACAAGGAAGCUUGCAACCACAUGACCUGUCACUACUGUCAUCAUGAGUUCUGCUUCGUUUGUCUUCAGCCUUGGACUAGCGAGGGCUUCCAUCAGGACGCCGGUUGCCCUUCGUACGGAGACCCAGAUGAAGGGUACGACAACGAGGGAUACGAGCUGGGUGGUCGAGGCCUACACCGAGACACUGGUUAUAACCGCAUGGGGCUCAACCGAUUUGGUCAGCGACAACUGAGCCACGCUGUUGUGGAAGAAAGUGCAGCCAGCGAACACGAUCAGCAUUCGGACAACGAGGACCUGGAUUACGAUGAGUACGAGAUAGCCUAUGCUGAUGAAGAACAAUGGGUAGACGACGCACAAUUUGGAGAUAACGAGCGAGCAGACGGAAUUGCGCCUCAGAUCGAGAUUGAGUGGGGAGAACCAGUACAGGGUGGUAGGCCAUGGGACGAAGAACUGGAUGCAGAACAAGACGUGCAAAUCCUCAACUUCGACAACUCCUGGCGAUUGGAGCUUGUUCCUUUCACAGAUGAAGCAAACCCAGUCGAAGCUACAAUUGUGGCUUCGCGGGAUCUGGCACCAGCAUCUCGGCGACACUCACAGACAUCGCCACCACCCGAUUCUGUCCGUCAACAAAUUCGUCUCGCCCGACGCGUCCCGAUUCUUGCUCCGAAUCCGCAUCCCGAAAACAGCGUCUUCAGUGAAGGUACCCCAAGUUUUCAGCAGCUGGAGUGUAGUCAUUCGUGGCACCGGCACUUGCGAUUAUCACAGACAGAAUAUUUGUACGCGCACUGUCUGGGUUGUCACUAUAUCACGGGCAACUGGACAAAUUACUGCUCCGCUUGCGGCGUGGUCGCCUGCGACUGGUGCACGUACGACUUUCGGGGGCGUUUUGUGAGUAUGUGGGAGCAUGCAACGGGGUUGCUUGAUGUAUUGAUUUGGGCUGAGAAGGGUGUGGUGCCGUUCAAGACUGAGCGUCGUAAUGCAUUGAAACAACUGGAGGAUGAGCUGUGGGCCGAUUGCGAUGAGGACAUAUUGGGUCUGGCUACAAUGUUGGAGGUUUACGAGACUCAACUAUUUGAGCUGCAGCCGUAUCUGUACUGGGACUUUGGAAUUCGGCUUAUGUUCGAAGAGCUGGAGCUGCGAAUGUGGAAGGAAUACUGCGCUGUUACUGAGGAGGAUGUGGGAAUACCAGGGCUUACGCUGACGUUUGAUCUUGCAACGAACCCUUUUGCACCCUUACACUGGGACAGUUAA
Messenger RNA from Alternaria burnsii, 1989 nucleotides. RefSeq lists its product as uncharacterized. The record is from RefSeq and is a predicted model, not a curated record. Gene Ontology annotation, biological process: ubiquitin-dependent protein catabolic process; protein polyubiquitination; positive regulation of proteasomal ubiquitin-dependent protein catabolic process. The coding region runs from base 1 to 1989 and encodes 662 amino acids. Gene Ontology annotation, molecular function: zinc ion binding; ubiquitin conjugating enzyme binding; ubiquitin protein ligase activity. The transcript has a single exon. Gene Ontology annotation, cellular component: cytoplasm; ubiquitin ligase complex. Lineage: Eukaryota; Fungi; Ascomycota; Dothideomycetes; Pleosporales; Pleosporaceae.